This is a messenger RNA of Cotesia glomerata, 3239 nucleotides long. RefSeq names its product homeobox protein OTX2-like. The coding region runs from base 437 to 1558 and encodes 373 amino acids. The record is from RefSeq and is a predicted model, not a curated record. Gene Ontology annotation, molecular function: RNA polymerase II cis-regulatory region sequence-specific DNA binding; DNA-binding transcription factor activity, RNA polymerase II-specific. Gene Ontology annotation, cellular component: nucleus. Gene Ontology annotation, biological process: regulation of transcription by RNA polymerase II. The transcript has 4 exons. NCBI's taxonomy places the organism in Eukaryota, Metazoa, Arthropoda, Insecta, Hymenoptera, Braconidae.
GUGUGAAAAUAGUGAUUAAUUUAAUUUAACUUCGUACCGUACAACACAACUUUGCGAUAAUUGCGCGUAUAUUUCGAGUAAUAUACGAUUUUACUAUCCGAGGACAUGUUCCGACAAUUGUUUUCGGUAAAAAUUGUGUUGUGGCCGGACUUAUCACGAAACAUUGCUUACGACUUGCUGAUUCAUAGAGAGCCGAUUUCAGACUUCGCGAUUUAUUUUUGAGCAGGAGUACAUCAAAGUGGAGAACUAUCUUGACCUGUAUUCGUAUUAUCAGCAAGAUAAUAUACCGGACAUCCAGUCAGCGGCGUGGCCGUUUGACCCCUCAACGACACCAUCGGAAGAUCAAUAUUGGCAGCCGCCUCCUGUAGAUCCCUGUCCUAAGGAAUUAAAAAAAGGCGGGAAGCCUAUUACGAACCUGGCUUGCUUAAGCGCUUACAUGGCGGGGUAUCUUUUGAAACAAGGUGCCCAAUGCCCAACUGGAAACACGCAAUACCAUCCGCACUCCCAUCAUGGCAUGGGAGUUUCAGCUCAUCCUCAUUCUCACUCGCAUGGGCAUCCAGGGUCUGGGCACCCUGGACUAUCGCCGUUUGCCCUUGCUGGACACGGGCAUCCCCAUGGACAUCCUCUUGAACACGGACUUGCUGGAUUUCCUCAGGGCGUUACUCAGCGAAAACAAAGGCGAGAGCGCACGACGUUCAGCAGAGCGCAACUAGACGUUCUCGAGGGAUUAUUCACGAAAACAAGAUAUCCCGACAUAUUUAUGCGCGAAGAAGUUGCCAUGAAAAUAAGCCUGCCCGAAUCACGAGUCCAGGUCUGGUUCAAAAACCGUCGGGCAAAGUGUCGCCAGCAACUCCAACAGCAGCAACAACAAGCUCAAGGCCAACAAGCCCAAACAACGCCACCCAAGACUUCAUCUAGGUCUUCCCAGCCAACGACUGCCUGCAGUAAGCCCCAGCCCCAAGCUCAGCCGACUUCCAACCAGACGAACGUGACAACAACUGGUCCAGUGAACCGUCGUGCUUCCCCAGUGUCACCACCACGAGGCAAGGAAGCUCCAGUGUCAAACUCCUCACCUUUGAUGCCCACCAACACGCCAGUUUACCCUCGCCUGGGCACCACUCCAACUGGAGGCAGUGGAGCCAGCAGCGCUUUGACCACUCCAUCACCUCCAUUGACUCCAGGGUCCAGCCAGCUUCCUCCGUCGUCGUAUCCUCCGCCGAUAAACCAGAUCCACCAUGGCGACUACGGAUUCUGGAGCUCGGCAUCUUCAGGAAACGCUGGUCAGUGCUACGCGGGACAGCCCGCCUAUAAUGGCUAUCAGAAUCAUUAUUCUGAUAACUACUACCAGACCCAGCUCUCUCACAUGCACCACAGCCCCCAGAGCAACUACCACCACCAUCACCACCAUUCCCAGUAUCACCAUAACAUGUCGUUAAGCUCCUCCAUGUCCCACCUGGGCCAUCAUCAUCUGAAUUCCCCGAACGAUAUCGCGUCCUCUCCCGGUGAUUCUUCUGACACUUACAUCCUCCCGGAGCAGAAGUACCAGGCGAUGGUCUAGCGUCCGGUAGUCAAGACUUCUGAUCUCUUCAACCUUCGCUUUCAAUCAAAUUCGUCCCAAUCAUCGUCAUCCGCACUCAACAUCAGUGAUACUGAUAAUGACAACGGCGAAAAUGAUCAUGAUCAUGAUAUUGACUCUUAGAUUAAGGAGUUGUACGUGGAUUAAAGAUCUUGCUUAAUUAUGAAGUUUUGCAGGUGAUCAUAAAAGUUUGGUUAAACAUUUUUGAUCUCGUUUUCGCGUUUUCAAUCUCUUUAGGUUACAUUGCCUGAGAUCUUUGCUCUUUUCGUCUGGCAAUGUAUCCGCGGAAAAAAUUUAACAUCGAGAUUAUGUUUGGCAAAAAUUUCUUUGAAACUUAAAACGCCGAGCCGGGUUUUAAUGUUGAGUUUAAUUUGGUGAGUCUGCUUUUUCUUUUUUUUUUUUUUGCAAGUAAUUAUUGCAUUUUUAACAUCCAAUAGCUGCAUAUGAAGGCCAACUGAGAAAUUUUAGGCUAAAAUUUGAUCUACUGAGCGGAUCUAUCAAUUCUUUACUGAUUGAUAGAAGAAAUUUUGAACCAACAAAUUAAUUUUGAAGAGUUUCUUUGUCUUAAAGUGUGUGGAAAAUUUUUAAGCCGCGAGAACUUAGUUCAAAAAUUUUUCUACAUGAUUUAAGACAAAAAAAUUUUUAAAAAUAAUUUUUUGGUGAGAAUUAAACUGAUUUUUUUGCUAGUAAAGGUUUUUUUGAAAAAUGAUUACAUAUAAGAAGUCCUUAUAAAGUGAUAUUGCCGAGUAAAAAUAACUUAUAUUACAAGGCGUUUUUGUUUCUAGUCAUGAAACCCUCCAAAUAAUUUUUGUUAAAUUAAUUUCAUGUUAAAUUUUUUUCGUUAAUUCUGAAAAUUCUAUUGGUGUUUUCACUUUUGAUCUUUCGAAUUUAUUAUCAAAGAUUAAAAGUUAGAUUGAAACUUUAUGAACUAAAUUUGUUGAUAGCUAUAAAUUAUUUUGAAUUAAGGUAAAGUAGCUGCUCAGGAACCAGUAACUGCUCACUUCAUGUAUUUAUAUAUCUAUAUUCACAAAUGCAGUUAUAAAAAUACAUUAAAUGAGCAGGUACUGGUUCCUGAACAGCUACUGGGUACUUUACCUUAAAAGUAAUUAUUAUUUUUGAAUUAGAGGUUUAAAAAUUAAUUUUUUUUCUUUUGCUUAAGCUUGUACAGUUGUUUAUAAUUGAAUGAGGUAAUGCUUAAAUUAUAUUAAUAAUUGUACAUUGAUAAAAAAUUAAUAAAAUAACUAAGCCGCGUUUUUUCUUUAAAUACGGGGGAAUUUGUUAAUAAUUAAUUAUUUGUAGAUAGAAGAUUGAAGAUCCAUAUCAAAGAAAAUUUGUAAAUAUAUAAAUAUCUUAUAUUAUAUUAUAUUAUGUAUAAAUAUCGAUAUAAGUUAAUUUUGAGUACUGCUGAUUAAUUUAAUAUAAUGUAAUGUAAUUAUAAUGAUAAUGAUUAUCCUGUUUAAAUUGUUUACCGCAGAGUAAUCAUCAAGGGGCGCAUCAAGUAAUUAAAUAUAUACAUAUAUAUUUAUUGAACUUGAUUAUUUUAUUGAUAAUGCAAAUACGGAAGCUCUUGAUUAUUACGGUAGCAUAUAAUCGCAUGAAGCUGUGGAAUAGACUGUAAACAAUUAAGCUAAGAUUAUUGAUUAAUAUAAAUAUUAACUAGUUA